UAUAAGCUUGCUUGAAAUCUCUUUGCAUUACAGCAACUCCAAUAUGAAGCACAUUUUAGCUUUCUUUUGCUUUUCAUGGCUUCUUUUUCUAUUGGUUACCCCAAGCUUGGGGCAGCCGUUCAAGGCAGUAAAUCUUGGUGCUUGGCUUGUGUCUGAGGGCUGGAUGACACCUUGGCUCUUUGAUAACAUUGUUAACAAAGAUCUUCUGGAUGGAACUCAAAUCCAACUGAAGUCGACGAUGCUGAGUCAAUAUGUUGCUGCAGAGAAUGGUGGGGGUACAAAUUUGCUUGCAAACCGCGACAACCCAUCUGGUUGGGAAAUUUUUACUAGAGUGAAUGACACUUUCUUCAACCUGAAAGUUUUUAACAAACAGUUCGUUGGGAAGUCUAACCAAGGAAGUAAUGCAGUUGCAGUAGCAACAACCCCUGGUGAUACUGAAACCUUUCCAAUUAUAAGAAAUGGCGAUGAUCCAUCUAAAGUUCUCCUUAAAGCUUCCAGUGACCAAUUUCUACAGGCAAAAUCAGGAUCUUCGGUGACAAUAGAUUAUCAAGGCAGUACUGACUGGUCGGACCAAAAUCCUUACAUAUUUAAGAUGAGCAUUGUUUCUUCCUUAAGUGGAGAAUACCAAUUAACAAAUGGAUAUGGCCCAGAUAAAGCUCCCCAAGUUAUUCAGAACCAUUGGAACACUUAUAUUAAGGAAGACGAUUUUAUAUUCAUGUCCCAAAAUGGGAUUAAUGCGGUUAGAAUUCCAGUAGGAUGGUGGAUCAAAUAUGAUCAGACACCACCAAAACCAUUUGUUGGAGGUUCACUUCAAGCUUUAGAUAAUGAUUUUAAUUGGGCUGAAAAACACAAUAUAAAGGUUAUAAUAGACCUUCAUGCAGUUCUAGGAUCACAAAAUGGGAACGACCAUAGUGCAACUAGAGAUGGAUCUGCAGAGUGGGGAGAUUCCAAAAUUGGGGAAACAGUUGAAGUCAUAGACUUCUUAACGAAAAGGUAUGCUAAUAGGCCAGGUCUUGUAGCAAUAGAACUGAUGAACGAGCCUCAUGCACAAUAUGUUCCUUUGAAUACCCUAAUCAAGUACUACCAAGCUGGUUAUGACGCAGUGAGGAAGUAUAAUAGUACUGCCUAUGUGAUCUUAUCGAAUAGAUUGGGUAAUGCAAAGAACACAGAGCUCCUUUCGUUUGCUCAUGGUCUUCCUCGCUCGGUUAUAGACGUCCAUUACUACAAUCUCUACUCAGACGAAUUUAACGUACAACAGAACAUCGACUACAUAUACAACCAACGGGCAUCAACACUCGGAGAAAUUACUCAAUCUAAUGGCCCCUUAACCUUUGUAGGAGAAUGGGUUAACGAGUUUGCGAAUGGGAUUAAAUCAAACCAAGAUUAUCAGAACUUUGGCAAAGUACAGUUAGAUGUGUAUGGAAGAUCAACCUUUGGAUGGGCAUAUUGGUCAUACAAGUGUCAAUAUGAUCAUUGGAGUCUAAGGAAUAUGAUUGAGAAGGGAAUCAUAAACCUCAAAUGAAGAAAGCUAAGUCUUGCUUGGUCCUUUAGGACUAUAUAUGCUAAACUAGUCCUUGGACAAGUGCAUUGCACGUGUAUCCUGCUAAUUAGUAGAUCAUGUUAUAAUUUGUAGUUGUCCACAUUAAAAGUCUUUCACCUUUUAUCUUUUGAUUAAAACUGGUAUAACCUUUUCUCUUUUUUAUUAAAACUCACGUUUUUGUUUACCAA
Molecule: messenger RNA, 1728 nt
Organism: Lycium barbarum (goji berry)
Lineage: Eukaryota; Viridiplantae; Streptophyta; Magnoliopsida; Solanales; Solanaceae
Product: glucan 1,3-beta-glucosidase-like
Exons: 8
Coding region: 44-1522 (492 amino acids)
Biological process (GO): carbohydrate metabolic process; actin filament bundle assembly; cell migration
Cellular component (GO): cytoplasm; actin cytoskeleton
Molecular function (GO): hydrolase activity, hydrolyzing O-glycosyl compounds; actin filament binding
Source: RefSeq, a predicted model, not a curated record